GUGGUAGAGCAAGUGGCUGGUGGGGUUUUUGACAAUUCGUCAAUGACAGAAAUUUUUCUUUUGCCAUAAUUUCUUUAAUUUUCAAUGAAAAAUGGCAAAUAACGUGUCCUCCACCUUGUUUAUUUGAUUACUUUUUACAACUCUAUCUUACUUUUUGCUAGAAAUGUGUUUCUAACACGUGUUGGACGUAACCUCAUCAUGGCUUCAGCAAUCCCAUUUGCAGCUCGCAGUUCGAGUGGCAUCACGUUGAACGUGGGCCCACCUGUCUUCACCGACUUGGGGCAAUAUGGCCCCGUUCAGAGCAAGACUUGCAAGACCAUGUUGUUUAGCCCUGACGGGCAAUAUUUUGCUUUCGUGGACGGGUCUAACCUGAAAAUUGUGCGUACGGAGGAUUGGAACGAAGUUGCAACAAUUCAAGGUACAAAAGCCUGUUACUUAUCAUUUUCCCCCAAAAGUACAUAUUUGAUGAGUUGGGAACAGUUUUACGUCACUAAAGACGACCCACAAGGAAAGCCAAACUUAAACAUUUACAAAAGCGAGACUGGUGAACUUGUCAAAAGUUUUGUUCACAAGAAGCAAGGCAAUUGGGAGCCUCAGUGGAGCGCUGAUGAGAAGUUAUUUAGCAGAAUUUCAAACACCGACGUUGUGUUUUACGAGGAUCUCAACUUUGAGAAAAUUGUGGCGCGAAUAAAUUGCCACAAAAUCGCGGCGUUCAGUUUAUCUCCAAACGUUGGGACGUAUUUCAUUCUUUGCCACGUGCCUGGAGCCUCAGGUCAGCCGUCAUUUGGAAAACUGUUUAAAUAUCCAAACUUUGACGCAAUGCAAUCAAUCGCUAGCAAAAGCUUCUUCCAAGCUGAUAAAGUCGAAUUUUACUGGAAUUCUAAAGGCAACAACGCCCUCCUUUUAACAACGACAGAAGUGGACAAAACCGGCGGUUCCUACUAUGGCAAGCAAGGCCUCCAUUUUAUGGGCUUGAACGGGCAAACAGCCAUGGUUACAAUGAGCAAGGAAGGGCCAAUUUACAGCGUGGCUUGGUCGCCAAAAAAUCACGAAUUUUGUGUCGUUUACGGCUUUGUACCAGCCAAAGCCACAAUUUUUAAUUUGAAGUGUGAACCGGUUUUCGAAUUUGGCACCGGGCCAAGGAACGCACUCUACUAUAAUCCCCAGGGAAAUCUUGUGCUUUUGGGCGGUUUUGGGAAUUUGAGGGGACAUGUGGAGGUGUGGGACGUGGCGGCGAGGAAACUGAUAGGAAAUUGUGAGGCGCCGGACUCGACGCUUUUGGAGUGGUCUCCGGACGGCAUCCACUUCCUGACGGCGACAACGUCCCCCAGACUGCGAAUUGGAAAUGGGUAUAAAAUAUGGCACUAUUCGGGGGCGCUUUUGCACGAAAAAAAUUCAGGUCCCCAGGAAGAGUUGUAUGAAGUGUGUUGGAAGAAAUUUCCCAAAUACGCGUUCAAAGACCCGGUUAUAACGUCGGAAAAAAUUGAGGGUAUAGCCCCCAGCCAGCCGGUGGCUUCGAAACAGGCCUAUCGGCCCCCUUCUGCGCGCAACCGUCCAACAAUACGUUUCAACUUAGACGAUGAUGAGGAACAAUCCCACAAGCCGGGGGCAGACUCUCAGUCAAAAGCGUCUCUAAAGCAGAAGAAGAAGCGCGAAGCGAAAAAAGCCAAGAAACUUGAAGCUGGAGAAGACAAUAAGGAAGUUUCAGCGCCUGUUGUUAGUAGCGUCCAAAUUAAUUUGACAGGGGAUCCCGAGAAGGAUAAAAAACUUAAAAAUAUAAAAAAGAAAUUGGAUGCUAUUGAGAAGUUGAAGGAACAACAAGCUCAAGGAAAGCCCUUGGAAAUCAAUCAAUUGUCGAAAAUUAAGGGCGAGGCGGACUUGUUGAAGGAAUUGGAACAACUGCAAAUUUAAUCAAAUGCUGUGAAAUUUUACUAUCCAUAUAACCGGCAUUUGACACUAUUGUUUUCAAUAAAAAGACUAAAAAUCGA
Messenger RNA from Tribolium castaneum (red flour beetle), 1988 nucleotides. It is a transcript of the gene eIF2A, whose product is annotated as eukaryotic translation initiation factor 2A. The transcript has 8 exons. Gene Ontology annotation, biological process: translational initiation. The coding region runs from base 199 to 1911 and encodes 570 amino acids. The record is from RefSeq and is a predicted model, not a curated record. NCBI's taxonomy places the organism in Eukaryota, Metazoa, Arthropoda, Insecta, Coleoptera, Tenebrionidae. Gene Ontology annotation, molecular function: protein binding; tRNA binding; translation initiation factor activity. Gene Ontology annotation, cellular component: cytosolic small ribosomal subunit.